This is a messenger RNA of Melanotaenia boesemani (Boeseman's rainbowfish), 2868 nucleotides long. It is a transcript of the gene ezh2, whose product is annotated as enhancer of zeste 2 polycomb repressive complex 2 subunit. Lineage: Eukaryota; Metazoa; Chordata; Actinopteri; Atheriniformes; Melanotaeniidae. Gene Ontology annotation, biological process: chromatin remodeling. Gene Ontology annotation, molecular function: histone H3K27 methyltransferase activity; protein binding. The record is from RefSeq and is a predicted model, not a curated record. Bases 362 to 2680 code for a protein of 772 amino acids. The transcript has 20 exons.
GUUUGAACCGUGUCUAUGUUGAGGCGGAAAUAUUAAAAUUAAUAAGUUUGUUCUCAGGUAAAACAUAUCUAAAUAACGAGAUCAUCACCCACAACCAUUGUUUUGUGCGAGAACACUAAACUGGGCAAAGAGCAGUUUUUGCUGUUUGCCGACUCCGGGUACGUGAAGCCGGGUGUCGCGCGAAUAGAAUCGCUUCCCCCCUGCCGUGCUAACAGCUAGCUAGCAGCGGAGCUAACGUUAUAGCUAGCAGUGACACGGAGCCAGCUAAUCCCCAACACAAAGGACGACUUCACCGGUGUUUGUCUUAACAAUCCCGAAUCUCUCCGUUGAAUGAGUACUGAGAUCCCUGCACAGGUUGAUCAUGGUGCUGACAGGGAAGCGCUCAGAGAAAGGUCCGGCCUGCUGGAAGAGGAGGGUAAAAUCUGAGUACAUGAGGCUUCGGCAGCUCAAGCGCUUCAGACGGGCUGACGAGGUCAAGGUCAAACAGAUCACAUGUCCACUUAACAUGAGCAUGUUCAACUCCAACCGGCAGAAAAUUGUGGAGCGAACUGAUAUUUUGAACCAGGAGUGGAAGACCAGGCGGAUCCAGCCGGUUCACAUCAUGACAUCUGUCAGCUCUUUACGAGGGACCCGAGAGUGCACGGUGGACAGCUGUUUCUCCGAGUUCCCCCGGCAAGUCAUCCCCCUGAAGACUCUGAACGCUGUGGCCUCCGUCCCUGUCAUGUACUCCUGGUCACCGCUGCAGCAGAACUUCAUGGUGGAGGAUGAGACGGUGCUUCAUAACAUCCCCUACAUGGGAGACGAGAUCUUGGACCAGGAUGGUACUUUCAUAGAGGAGCUCAUCAAGAACUAUGACGGCAAAGUCCAUGGAGACAGAGAGUGCGGCUUCAUCAACGAUGAGAUCUUCGUGGAGUUGGUCAACGCUCUGGUGCAGUAUAGUGAUAAUGAAGAUGACGAGGAGGAGGAAGAACAGGACUUUAAGGUAGAAAAAAUGGACCUGUGUGACGGCAAGGACCACCAAGAGGAUCCCCGCAAGGAUGGGCUUGUUAAUGAGAGUCGAACCAACAAUGACACCAGCAGGAAGUUUCCUUCUGACAAGAUUUUUGAUGCCAUCUCCUCAAUGUUUCCUGACAAAGGCUCCACAGAAGAGCUCAAAGAAAAGUACAAAGAGUUGACAGAGCAGCAGCUUCCCGGUGCGCUGCCGCCUGAAUGCACGCCGAACAUCGACGGACCAAACGCCCGCUCUGUGCAGCGCGAACAGAGCCUGCACUCCUUCCACACUCUGUUCUGCAGACGCUGCUUCAAAUACGACUGUUUCCUCCACCCUUUUCAUGCAACUCCAAACACCUAUAAACGCAAGAACUUGGAGAACCUGGUUGACAGUAAACCCUGUGGCAUCGACUGUUACAUGUACCUGGUGCAGGAUGGCAUGGUGAGGGAGUACCCUGCCGGUGUGGUUGCCGAACGGGCCAAGACGCCUUCCAAGCGCACAGUGGGCCGGCGCCGGGGACGACUGCCCAACAGUAACAGCAACAGCCGACCCAGCACCCCCACCGUUUCCUCGGAAACCAAAGACACAGACAGCGACCGCGAGGGCAGCAAAGAAGACGAACGAGACAACGAUAAAGACGAUGAGGACAAGAAGGAUGAGACCACCAGCAGCUCGGAGGGUAACUCGCGGUGUCAGACUCCAGUGAAGAUGAAGCUGACGGGCGAGCCUGAAGCGGUGGAGUGGAGCGGAGCUGAAGCCUCUCUGUUCAGGGUUCUCAUCGGGACGUACUACGACAACUACUGUGCCAUCGCACGACUCAUAGGCACCAAGACCUGCAGACAGGUUUACGAGUUCAGGGUCAAGGAGUCGGCCAUCAUCGCUCGGGCUCCCGCUGAAGACGAGGACACACCGCCAAGAAAGAAGAAGAGGAAACACAGACUGUGGGCCACUCACUGCAGGAAGAUCCAGCUAAAGAAAGAUGGAUCAUCCAAUCAUGUGUACAACUACCAGCCAUGUGACCACCCUCGCCAGCCCUGCGACUCCUCAUGUCCCUGCGUCACCGCGCAGAACUUCUGUGAGAAGUUCUGCCAGUGCAGCUCUGAGUGCCAGAACCGCUUCCCAGGGUGUCGGUGCAAAGCCCAGUGUAACACCAAGCAGUGUCCCUGCUACCUGGCAGUCAGGGAGUGCGACCCGGACCUCUGCCUGACCUGUGGAGCUGCAGACCACUGGGACAGCAAGAACGUGUCCUGCAAGAACUGCUCCAUCCAGAGAGGAGCCAAGAAGCACCUGCUGCUGGCCCCGUCUGAUGUGGCAGGCUGGGGCAUCUUCAUCAAGGAGCCGGUCCAGAAAAACGAGUUCAUCUCUGAGUACUGUGGAGAGAUCAUCUCUCAGGAUGAGGCCGACCGCAGAGGGAAGGUUUACGACAAGUACAUGUGCAGCUUCCUCUUCAAUCUCAACAACGAUUUUGUUGUGGAUGCAACGAGGAAAGGCAACAAGAUCCGCUUUGCCAACCACUCUGUCAACCCCAACUGCUAUGCAAAAGUGAUGAUGGUGAACGGAGAUCACAGAAUAGGAAUCUUCGCCAAGAGAGCCAUCCAGACCGGAGAGGAACUGUUCUUCGACUACAGGUACAGCCAGGCUGACGCGCUGAAGUACGUCGGGAUCGAGCGUGAGACGGAGAUCGCCUGACGCUGCCUUCUACCUCCUGUGGAUCAAUGACGCAAAGGCCUUACACACAAACACACCUUCACUUCAGGAAAUCCAGACUUGUCACAACUCUACAAACUUCAGGAAAACUGGGAAUAUUUGGAGCUGAAUUUUAGACUUUGGUUUUGCUGUUUUUACUUUUUCUUCUGUCAAUAAAUCCUCCUUUUCUA